Molecule: messenger RNA, 3345 nt
Organism: Daktulosphaira vitifoliae (grape phylloxera)
Lineage: Eukaryota; Metazoa; Arthropoda; Insecta; Hemiptera; Phylloxeridae
Gene: Mbs
Product: protein phosphatase 1 regulatory subunit 12A
Exons: 20
Coding region: 331-2985 (884 amino acids)
Cellular component (GO): cytoplasm
Molecular function (GO): phosphatase regulator activity; enzyme inhibitor activity; protein kinase binding
Source: RefSeq, a predicted model, not a curated record
ACUGAUAAUAUCGGUCGUUUAGCAGUAGCAACAGUAAGUAGCUGCUGCUGCAGUUUUUGGCUGACGGGAUUUUCGUAAUUAUGUUAAAUUUUUACUUAAUGGAAUUUAAUAUGAGCUAGUAGAUAAUAAUUAACUAUGAAAUAAAAUUAAACAAAAUUUCACUGUUCAAAUUUUUAUUGGAUAAGAUUUGUACGCGUGAAAUGUAUAGAGUAUUCAUAUGGAGUCGCUCAGUGUAUCAUUUAAUUAUAUUUUAAAUCUUAUUUCUUAAAAGACUUAAUAAUUUAUUUUUCAAAAUCUUCAAAGAAUAUUGAAGUACCUACUAAUUAAAAAAUGUCAGCAUUAUUUAAACGAGCUGAACAACUCAAACGCUGGGAAGAGUCGGAUACAAAUCGGGAAUCACCUGUUCGAAAGAAUAUAAAAGCUGUGUCAUUUCCAAUAGAUUGUGCUUUUUUAGCAUCUGUAGCAUCUGGAGACAAGAAUGAAGUAAACAGUUUAUUAUAUUUGACUGCAGAUAUUAAUGCAGCUAAUGCUGAUGGCCUCACUGCUUUGCAUCAAGCUUGUAUUGAUGAUAAUUUAGAUAUGGUUGAGUUUUUGGUUGAACAUGGUGCUGAUGUUAAUAGAGGUGAUAAAGAAGGCUGGACACCAUUACAUGCAACAGCAUCUUGUGGAUUUUUAAGUAUAGCUAAGUAUUUGUUAGAACAUGGUGCAGAUGUAUCUGCAAUUAAUUGUGAUCAAGAACUUGCUAUUGACAUAGCAGAAUCUGAUGAAAUGAGACAACUUUUGCAACAAUAUUUAAAAGAAGCAGGUAUUGACUGUGACGAUGCUAGAAAUAAAGAAGAAAGACUGAUGCUAAGAGAUGCUCGUGAAUGGAUUAACACAAAAAAAUUUAAAGAUUCUCCUCAUCCUACUACUGGUGCAAUGGCCAUACAUGUUGCUGCAGCUAAAGGAUACAUUAAAGUUAUAGAGCUUUUGAUUCAAGCUGGAGCUGACAUAAACUGUCAAGACUAUGAUGGUUGGACACCAUUACAUGCUGCGGCAUAUUGGGGUCAGAAAGAAGCUUGUGAAAUAUUAGUUGAACACUUCUGUGAUAUGAAAAAGAAAAACUUUGUGGGCCAAACUGCUUUUGAUGUGUGUGAUGAAGAUAUUAAAGAUUUAUUAGAUGAAUUAAAAAAGAAGCAAGCUUCUCAAAAUAGUGAUGUAUCAGAUAAAAAUUAUCUAAUCAAUAAUAAAUUGUCAAAUACUCAAAAAAGGAGAUCUUCAAUCAGCAGGCUUUCAGGAAAUGAUAAACAAACAUUGAAAAAAGAUAAAGAAAUUGUAUUAGUUCAAAAUCGAAUCAUCCAAGAAGAAGAAGAUGAAACCAAAUUACAAGAUAACUUACCUAAAAGCAAUAAAGUUGAAAUUGAACUAACUCCACUUGAACAAUGUAAACCUGAAAUAAAUAAUGCUAACUCUACAAAAGAUAAUAAAUAUUCUACUUUAUUGGAAAAUAAUGAACUGAAACCCCCAGAAAUUGUCUUACGUCGAACACAAAGCUUUGAAUCUGAUGAAAAAUUCUAUCGUCGUUAUUGUGAGCUACGUGCUAAAAUUAAAGGUAAUUUAUGGGGAGUUAUACAUUCUUCUCCUACAACAAGUACAUCACCACCAAUGAGAACAGCCUCAUUGAAAGAAAAGCCUCAAUCAAGACGCAAUAAAAGUAAUUUCAGAGACGAACAAACCAAUUUAUCACCUGUUCCAAAUAUAUCAAGUGAUUCUUCUCAACCUGCAUGUUCCCAACAAAAUAUUCGCAGUGGUGUCAAAGCUUUUAUCAGUGGGCUACAAAUGCAACAGAAACAAGCAGAAACAACUCAUAAAAUAGUUCCUGGAAACAUCUUUAAAAAUUUUUUCAAGUCUUUUGUUCCUCCAGUUAGAGAUGAUGAAUCAGAAACACAACGUAAAGCACAUGCCAAACGAGUUAGAGAAACUAGAAGAUCCACCCAAGGUGUUACUCUAGAGGAGUUAAAAACUGCCGAACAAAUAGUUAAGCAAAAAAAUCAGGAUAUUGGAAAGAGCAAAUUAAUAAAUUCAACUCAUAUAGAAACUAAUAAUAAUUCUACCAACAAAGUUGUUCAACCACAGGCUAAAACAGAAGAGCAUAUAACAGUAACAGCUACAAUUACCCCAUUGGCCAGAAAUAUUUCAUCUAAUAUAUCAGAUAACAGUGUGGAAAGAAGGCCUUCUUGGAGACUAAGGGUCGAAAAUGGCAGUAAGUUUUUACUUGAAGAUGUUAGAUCUAAUGAACCAACUUCAAAAAUGUCAAACCAGUCAGCUCACAUUCCCUCAACAGUUGAAGCAAGUACAGAUACAACAGUAACACUGCCAUUAAGGAGUUCAUCAUUUAAAUCAGAAGAAGAUAAUGAACAAGAUAAAGAAAAUGACUGUAGAAAUCAUCAAACUACACAAGCAGUUAUUCAAAGAAGAAAAAGACCAAAAAGAAGAUCUACUGGAGUAGUUCAUGUUGAUUUAGAUGAAAUUGACCCUGAUAGACAAGAUACUUCAUCAUGUGGUGGAACUGAUGAAAGUAUUGGUGAAGUAAGUGGUGGUGAUAAUAAGAUAAGUCAUACAUCAAGACUUGGAUCAGUAUCAUCUCAAGAUAAUAAAUUAGGUAGUUCUGCAACAUCUCCUGUUUCUUGUAUUGAAAAUGGAGAAAUAGAUUACAAAGCUCUAUAUGAAGAAGUAGUAGUAGACAAUGAAAGGUUACGUAGACAGUUACAAAAGACUGAAGAAGAUCUAUUAGAAGCCAAAAUAACUAUAGAAAAACAAUCAACCAAUACAAGUAAAAAUACUUUAUCUGAGAUUGAAAAACGAGAAAGGCGGGCUAUGGAAAGAAAACUAUCUGAAAUGGAAGAAGAACUUAAGCAAUUACAAAAAUUGAAAGCAGAAAAUGAAAGACUUCGAACUGAAAACAGAGCUCUUACAAGAGUAGUUUCUAAACUUACUCAUACAUGAUUAUGUGAAUUCUUCAUUUUAUAUCAAAUAGAACAAUUACGACAAGAAAAUCAAAGGUUAAAAGAUGAGAAUGGUGCUCUGAUUCGAGUAAUAAGUAAACUCUCUAAAUAGUGAUAACUUUAGGUUAUAUUUUAAUUAAAUACUAUAAAUAACUGUUUUUUUCAUAUAGUACUCAGUAUUAAUUAAUUUUGACGAGAAAUAAUUUUUUGUAUCAUAAAUAUAUGUAUGUAAAAUUUAAUUUUUUAUUUAUUGUACAACAGAUGCAUCAUAUUUUCUAUUUGACCAUUAUUUAAAUAAACCAUUAAAUAGUGAUUUUUAACUAUUAAACCAAAUUUAUAUUAUACUAGAUUAUUUUUAAAU